AUGAAACCCUUUUCUUUUAUGGUCAUUCUAGCAGUAGCUUCUCAUGCCGAUGCAGGAGCUUGCAACAGCGGAAUUAACGCGGUCGCUGUGCCGUUGCUGAAGGGAUAUCCCCCGGCACAGUCUUUUUGCAGCGCAAAAUACCCCCUACCACCCACGACUGUAACAGCAAAGGUCAAGCGUCGAGCAUUGUCUACCACAACGACAAAGUCGACGACCACGAAAUCACCGCUGAAUCCAACCACAACCCUAAAGACCACCACAACGACUCAAGAUGCCAAGGCCUUGCAAUGGUCGUCCAUUCUUUCACAGGCCGGCGCUGCCAUUUCGACUUUCUGCUCUUGCAUCGAGACACCCGUAACCAAGACAGUAAAUCCGACAACAACGACGACGCCGACCACCACCACUACCACCACUACUACCACCACCACCACCACCACCUUCACUAUACCGACAACGACGCCAACAACAACCACCAGCACCACGACCACUCCCAUCUGCGUGCCGUCGGGCGGCGCCUGCGACGGCUCCUUGCCGUGCUGCAAUGUCGGCAGCAUCCAAUGCUAUUUCGGACAGGGAGAUGUCCUAGGAACGUGCCGGACUGGAGCACCAACCACGCUUGACAAACGGCAACCACUCCCCACCAAUGUUGUCCGAGGAGGUAUCGGAUACGGUGGAGCUAUGGCUUAG
Molecule: messenger RNA, 687 nt
Organism: Cladophialophora yegresii CBS 114405
Lineage: Eukaryota; Fungi; Ascomycota; Eurotiomycetes; Chaetothyriales; Herpotrichiellaceae
Exons: 3
Coding region: 1-687 (228 amino acids)
Source: RefSeq, a predicted model, not a curated record